AUGGUGCGCCAAGAGGUCGCCAGCAGAUUUCAGAUGCUGCUCAUGGCGUGGUCGAUAUUUCUGGCAAGUUUUGGGUCUGGGUUCCCCACCAGGCAUAAACAUGUGGCCCACAAGGGUCAAUUCCUCCACGGCGAUGCUCUGCAGUUGGCUUCAGAGGAGUCGGAGCAGCACAACCAGGUGCAGUCCCUGCCAGAGCCUCAGGGGGCGCUGAGGAGGUGGUCUCAGCAGCAGCGCUCUGUGGGGGUGCUCCCUCAGCCGGAGCCCGAAGAGGAGGCCAGGCCCUUCAUCCUCGACCUCCACAACCUGCCGGACCUGUCCACCGCCGACGUCAACCAAAACCCCAACAUACAGGUGACUAUAGAGGUGGUGGACGACCCGCAGAUGGAAUUGGAAAUGGAUUUAGCAAAGGAAAAAGAAUGGCUGCCCCCGUCGUCGGCCUCCUCCACAUUGGACCUGGCUGGAGGAAAGCAGCUCUUCUGGCCUCUGUUCUGGAGCUACACUGACGCCGACUCCAGUGAGGAGAACAGCAGCCGCUCCAGCACACAGGACCCAGAGGAGGAGGAGGAUUACUCCCUGGACUACGGCAGUGAGGAGCCCCUGCCCAGCGGAGUGGGCAGCGACUGGGAUACUCAUUGGAACGAAGGCUGGGAUCCAAUACAAAGCUACUAUGAGAAGGAGCCGGAGGAGUGGACUCCGUGGUCUGCGUGCUCAGUCACAUGUGGACACGGAGAGAGGAAGAGAACCAAAUCCUGUGGGUACUCCUGCACCCUGACGGAGGCGGCGCGCUGCGACCUGGACCCCUGCCCCGGGGAGGACACUACUGUGGUGGACCCAUUCCUUUAUGAAAUGGAGAAUGGCACAGAAGCAUUCGGCACAGAUGUGGACAGCUGUGAGAAGUGGCUGAGCUGUAAGAGUGACUUCCUGCACCAGUACACAGCUCUGGCCCAGUCGGAGCUGCCCCACUGCCCUUGCACGUACCCCGCGGACGUCUCCUACACCGUGGUCAGCGUGUUCGACGCCGCUCAGGACCGGCCCUUCCGCUGGAGAGACGCCAAUGGCCCCAAAGAGCGCCUGGACGUGUACAAGCCCUCCGCACGCAGCUGCAUCCGCUCGGCCCUGUCCUCUGACCUGUCCACUCUGGCGGCGCAGCACUGUUGCUACGACGACCGUGGGCGCCUCAUCACGCGGGGCAAAAGUGCAGGCACGCCUAACCUGAUCAGCACAGAAUUCUCCCCUGACCUGCACUUCAAAGUGGACGUUCUGCCCUGGAUCUUGUGCAAAGGGGACUGGAGUAGAUUUCACACUGUCAGACCGCCCAACAACGGACUGAAGUGUCCAGAAAAUCCGCACGAAAACGUCUUUAUGAAUGAACUGGAAGAGGCGCGGGAAUAUUGA
Molecule: messenger RNA, 1395 nt
Organism: Knipowitschia caucasica
Lineage: Eukaryota; Metazoa; Chordata; Actinopteri; Gobiiformes; Gobiidae
Source: the annotation of a GenBank genome assembly